Messenger RNA from Cyclopterus lumpus (lumpfish), 939 nucleotides. RefSeq names its product cytospin-A-like. NCBI's taxonomy places the organism in Eukaryota, Metazoa, Chordata, Actinopteri, Perciformes, Cyclopteridae. The transcript is spliced from 6 exons. The coding region runs from base 27 to 476 and encodes 149 amino acids. The record is from RefSeq and is a predicted model, not a curated record. Gene Ontology annotation, molecular function: protein binding.
UCCAGAAAGAAGAGCUGCCGAGAAGGAUGGACCGUAUUUUACAGCGGCAGGACAGCUGGUCCAGCUUUUACACCGGAAAACAAGAUGAGGACCAAAGCGCCGAUUCCAUCAAACCUCAGGAUGGUUUCAGUGCUCUGCUGAGGCGUCAUGGCGGCUCCAGAAGAAACUCUCUGCUGCGCUGGUGCCAGAGUCGUACCCAAGGUUAUAAGAAUAUUGAGAUCACAAACUUCAGCAGCAGCUGGGAUGACGGUUUGGCGUUCUGCGCUGUUUAUCACACAUAUUUGCCAACUCACAUCCCGUACGACAACCUCAACCCAGCAGACAAGAAGGAAAAUCUGGACCUUGCUUUUAAGACGGGAGAGAGAGUGGGAAUCAUUUCCACACUGACAUCGGGGGAGAUGCUGAAGGCAGACGGACCGGACUGGCAGCAGGUCCUCUGUUAUGUUGAAAGCAUUUUCCGUCACUUUGAGAUGUGAAGUCCUUUUCUCUUGUGUUGCUCUUCAUCACGGUUCUUUUCCAUCAUCAUUGUGGCUCAAGGACUGAACCAGAGAGAGUUCUACCCUUUAAUUUUAACAGGCAGGAUUUUAAACGUGUCAGCAAUAUUAAGCUUUAUGACGUGUUUCUAUGUAUCAAUACAACGUCCUUCACACAGAAACUAAACCUUGGAGUAUUUCUAUUUUUCUACAUGCCAUCUACUCAGAUCCAAAUGGCUGCUGGGUUAUGAUGCACAAAAAGACACUUAAAAGAUUUGUCAAAUUAUAAACGCAUGCUGAACAAUCACUGUCACGUUGGGUGCUGGGUGCACUGGUUUGCCUUUUUGAAGAUUGAUGAGCACUUAAUGAUUCAUGUAAAUGUGCGCUGUAUUAUGUGGAUUUCAGGAUCUGGGGCACUUUUAAUUUUUUUUUUUAUUUCUUAACUAAUAGUAAUUUUAUCAUGAAC